AUGCAUUGGACAUCGCUUGCCAUUGCAGGCCAGGCGGUUCUUGGUUCACCGUCAGUUGUGCCUGCACCCCCUCGACCAGAACCAAUCAACAUCAUUGAACUCCCACUGCCUCCAGUGGCCCCCAACAAUAAUACGGGUGCUUGCAAUAUUUCAAUCAAUCCUCAUCAAACUGGAUGUAUUGGAACAUCAUCUGAAUUUUUCCAGGCGGGCGAUUUCACGCCCGAUGGAAAGCAUGUGGCUAUCACCGUGGAAUUUGUUGGCGCCCCCGAGGCACCACACCCAAGCAGCAUCUACGCCGGCGUACAACUAAUUUUGGUCAAGGUGGAUGGCACAAAUUUCACUACUGGUGAUCUCUGGAAAUGCCUCAGCUGUGGCGUUCCUUCAGAGAAUGCACGCUCUCUCGAUCCCUCGAGAGAUUAUCCCCAUGUCGCUCGAAAUUCCCAUCAAGCUCUUUGGGGGCAUAAUAUCUUGGAUUGCGGUGAUACUCCUCUUGCCAGUGACCUCUGCACUCCAGACAAGACCCAUAUCUAUCCCAUCUAUUGGCCGGCGGAUAGCAAGAAUGCCGGCAUCCCACGAGAGAUGCGCAUGCACCCGGACGAUGUCCACAUGGGUUGGAGCUCAUUCACAAUGGGAGGCCAAUUCUCAUACUACGGCCGACUGCAGUUCAAUCCAAACCCCACAACUGGCACGCUUCUCGCUCCCAGAUAUGAUCUAGUUGACGUGAACCUUCUCGUCCAGCCCAAUGGCCCUGCUCCUAUCAUGACGGAAGGCUCUGAGCUCAAAAUUCACAAUGAGGCCAUUACAAUUGGCGAGCUACGUGGAUUCAGUGGUUCCGGCGAUGAGAUUAUCUACCUUGGAUCGACGCGCGAGGCAAACAAUAUUGAUCUUUUUGCCGUUCACAUCAUCACUGGUACCAUUCGCCGUUUGACUAGCCAUCCUGAGUAUGCGGAUCCCAUUGCAUUCUCACAUGAUAAUCAGUGGCUCGUGACUAUGGACACUCGUGGCUCAGACCGGCAGAUGUGGAUGGCUGGAGUGCGUCACAUUCCUCCUCUCAUCGACUUCGUCACAGUGGCAGCCGCUUCUUCGACUCGAAACAAUGGUGCCCGCCGUUUCUUCCAGCCAAUAUUGAUUGAUCGCUACGGUGAUAGAGGUGACUAUUUCGGCCAGCAAGUCAAUCAUGAAGGCGACAGAGACAACGGCAGUGUCAAUGAUCCCAAUUGGAAUGGCAGAGCAGACCCGGCUUUCUCUCCUGAUAGUACCCAGAUUGUGUACUGGCAGAGUAUAGUCACCUCGCCUGCCUGUGGAGGUCCAAACCCACUAUCCUGUCCAGUCUCAAAUGCCCAAGGUGGUCGAACCUAUCGGGUGAUGCUAGCACGUCUUUCAAGCCGCACGCCCACGAGCCCUGCGCCUGUUUUUGCUGCGCCAGACAUAAUUCCUUGGGCGACGCCUUUCGCACCUGGAGCCAAACCACCUGCUAUCUAUUCUUUCCCAGUGGGGAACUAUACGCUUUAUGGCACAGCCAGUGGUUUCGCGAAUGCAACCUUUGUGAAGGAUCCUCUUCUCGGGAUCCUCAAGACGGUGUCUGUGAAUUAUACCAACUACUCAGUUGAUGGGACGCACUAUAUCAAUGGCCAUGAGUCCGUGACUGUAACGAGAGCGAUGGACAAUCCUUGGUCUAACCAUCUGGAUUGGUUCUCAGAUAUUAUUCAGACAGGCCCAGUACAUGCAGUCAAGAAGACAGGUCCAGGUGGAUUCCACUUGUCUAUCGAUGUUUUCAAGAACGAAUUUGUUGCGAAUGGCACGUUGACCACGACCAUUGACGGAGUGGCUUAUCACCAGCCACUCAACUAUGCAUAA
Molecule: messenger RNA, 1857 nt
Organism: Penicillium salamii
Lineage: Eukaryota; Fungi; Ascomycota; Eurotiomycetes; Eurotiales; Aspergillaceae
Source: the annotation of a GenBank genome assembly